AUGCGUGUGCCCAGUAAAAUAAGACUGCAUCAUAUUAGUACAUACUUUCGAGUUGAAAGUGAUUUGCAUAUAUUAAGAACAAUGAGUGGUAAAAGAGGUCAAGAACAUCUUACAGACGAGGAGUUGGUAAGAUAUAUUUGUCAAAGCAGUGACUCGGACGAUUUUAUUUCGGAUGAUACAUUUGCGGAUGGAGAUUUUGUACCAGAUAGUAAUACUAGUAGUGAUGAAAAAGAAGAUUCAAAAGAUGCAAGUAGUUCUGAGAAAGAGAGUGCUGUGGAUAAUAAUGCACAUACAGUUGGGGAAGGAAACAAUAUUCCAGGCAUUCUUUGGACUAACGCAGUAAAUGAAUUUUCUUCAAGACUGAGUGUAGCUGCAAAUCGUCCUACAAUAAUUUUUUGCAAAGUCCUGAACCGGUCAGCAAAUGAACUUGAUGUGUUUUUGAAACUGUUUCCUAGAAGUCUAAUGAAAUACAUAGCCCAGUGUACAAAUUAACGUUUGGAAAUUUUACAAAGAAAAUAUCCAUUGAAGAAGUGCAAAAUUCUUGAAACUGACAGUGGAUAAAUUAUGAUGCUUCUCGGAAAAUUACUAGUGAUGUCCUAUAACAAGGUUCCUAAAUUUGCAU
Molecule: messenger RNA, 622 nt
Organism: Gryllus bimaculatus (two-spotted cricket)
Lineage: Eukaryota; Metazoa; Arthropoda; Insecta; Orthoptera; Gryllidae
Source: the annotation of a GenBank genome assembly